Molecule: messenger RNA, 1884 nt
Organism: Andrographis paniculata
Lineage: Eukaryota; Viridiplantae; Streptophyta; Magnoliopsida; Lamiales; Acanthaceae
Product: UDP-rhamnose/UDP-galactose transporter 2-like
Exons: 5
Coding region: 342-1373 (343 amino acids)
Cellular component (GO): Golgi apparatus
Molecular function (GO): antiporter activity; UDP-galactose transmembrane transporter activity
Source: RefSeq, a predicted model, not a curated record
UACAACUUCUUCAAAAAUUAUCGUCUCCUCAAUCCUCAUAAUCAAUUCAAAUUCAGAUCUACAAUCCGCGUCUUCGAUCAGCAUUGUCGGUUUGAUUUGUCGUUUCCGCGGCAUUGCGUGUCGUUUUUCGUCAUCGGCGCAGCAAUUGAAGGCGUAUUACAUGUGAGAUUUAUAUGCAAUCGCUGUGUUCUUCAAGUUUCCGCUCGCUCUCCCCGUAUUUUGACCGCGAGGAGGGUUCUGCUGCGCCAGAGUGGUGUUCGUGUUGCCGUGAUUGCCGCCGCAGUGAAUUUGCAGUUCGGGAGGAUUGUGGAUAGCGCGAAACGAGGAUUGGGGAGGGAGGGAUGGACGGAGAGAAGAAGUCUUCGCCGGUGUCCGAUGUCGGGGCUUGGGCUAUGAACGUAAUUAGCUCCGUUGGAAUCAUCAUGGCUAAUAAGCAGCUCAUGUCUUCCAGUGGAUAUGCUUUCAGCUUUGCCACGACAUUGACUGGUUUCCACUUUGCUGUUACUGCUCUUGUUGGCAUGAUAUCAAACGCCACGGGGCUUUCCGCGGCAAAGCACGUGCCAUUAUGGGAGCUUAUUUGGUUUUCAAUUGUAGCGAAUAUGUCUAUCGCUGGGAUGAAUUUCAGCCUCAUGCUAAACUCAGUCGGGUUUUACCAAAUCUCAAAAUUGAGCAUGAUUCCGGUGGUCUGUGUGAUGGAAUGGAUCCUUCAUAAUAAGAAAUACACGAAUGAAGUUAAAAUGUCUGUUGUGGUUGUGGUUAUAGGUGUAGGUGUUUGCACUGUGACUGAUGUCAAAGUGAACGCCAAAGGAUUCAUUUGUGCUUGCGUCGCUGUUUUCUCGACAUCUUUGCAGCAAAUUUCCAUAGGCUCAUUGCAGAAGAAGUACUCAAUCGGAUCCUUCGAAUUAUUGAGUCGAACAGCUCCUAUUCAAGCCGGCUCUCUCCUCGUGCUCGGUCCCAUCGUCGACUAUUUUCUUUCCCAAAAGCUAAUCCUCGACUACAGUUUCACCUUCGGAACCAUCCUAUUCAUACUCCUAUCGUGUUCUCUAGCCGUGUUCUGCAACGUGAGCCAGUACCUCUGCAUCGGGCGCUUCUCAGCCGUCUCAUUCCAAGUUCUCGGCCACAUGAAAACAGUAUGCGUCCUAACUCUAGGAUGGCUUCUGUUCGACUCCGAGCUGACUUUCAAGAACAUCUUGGGGAUGGCUGUCGCCAUUUUCGGCAUGGUGAUCUACAGCUGGGCUGUGGAACUCGAGAAGCAAGGACACUCCAAGAUAGCCAAGAACAGCUUGACCGAAGAGGAAUUCAGAUUAUUGAAAGAGCGAAUCGACUCGUCUCCCCUUAAGGACGCCGAGCUUGCCAUCACCACGAAGGUCUAGUAAAGCUUAUCCUUCUUCUGUUAUUGAUUUAUUAGCAGCACCAUAGCUUUUGUGUAGUUCAUAUUUAUUUUGUUCCGGGAAGAAAAGAAAAAAGAACCUCUUUUAUAUAUAUAUUGCUAUCGAUAAAUUAGAAAUUUAGUUAAAAUGAAUCGACAAAGAUAUAGAAAAGAUGAGGUUUUUAUCUCUAUGACCGCAAUCCGAAAGGGGUGGCCUGAGGCGUUGGGGAUUUGAACCCAUGAUCUUACGGUCACACGUCAACUCCCACGCCACCAGGCCAUCCGUAAUACCUUAAGGAUGACCAUUAAUUUAUUUGUUGUAAUUAGAUAAUGUUGCAAUGCAUUUACCAAUUUGUUGUUUGUUUGGAGGCCACAAUCAAAAUUGUUAAUUGCUUUUGGAUUAGCAGGCUUUGACAUUUGACAAUUCCCAUGUUGGAAAGAGUCUUCUUCUUUGGUCUUUUUGUAAUUGUUGCAAGAUAAUGACCUAUGUAUUUUAAUAAGUUGGAAUUUAUACA